CGCGUUACGACCGGGCAUGUCACGCUGGAGGAGAGGGGAGGGUUCUGGCUUAUGAGUAACUGUGUUAAGGUUACAUUUUCCUGGUUUCGUGCAGCUGGCCCUGUGAUGCGUUCAGGCUCACUCACGCAGCCGGAGAGUCACCUGCAGGGCGGUCGCCGAGGACACCAGAAGGACAGACCGACUGAGAAGUAAAAUGUUGCCGGAAAAGCAGUUCCAGUGCGCCAUCUGUCAGCAGGUGUUCACCGACCCGGUCACCACGCCCUGCGGACACAACUUCUGCCGGGCCUGCAUCCGGAGCGUGUGGGACGGCAGCGAGGUCUGCCGGUGUCCCGCCUGUAGCACGCCGUUCACCUCCCGCCCCGAAAUGGCCAUCAACGCGGCCUUCAAGGAGCUGGCGGACGCGUUCAGGCAGAUGGCGGCCCGUCCGGCGGCUCCCCGGCCGUCCCCGGGCCGACCCGGCGAGGUGGCGUGCGACGUCUGCGCCGCGACCUCCCAGCGGGUGAAGGCCCUGAAGUCCUGCCUGGUGUGCCUGACCUCGUACUGCGAAGCCCACCUGGAGCCCCACCGGAGCGUCGCCACCUUGAACGUGCACAAGCUGAUGGAGCCGGCGGGCGACCUGCAGGACCGGAUGUGCAAGAAGCACCAGAGGCUGCUGGAGAUGUUCUGCAGGGACGAGCAGAGGUGCGUGUGCCAGUUCUGCACCGAAACGGAGCACAAAGGUCACCGGGCCGUCACGGUGGAGGACGAGAGCGGUCAGAGGAAGAUCCAAAUGGAGAAGACUGCGGCAGACUUUCAGCAGAUGAUCCAGGAACGACUGAAAAAAGUGGAAGAGAUCAAAAGCUGUCUGAAGCUCAGCAACACGAGUGCAGAGAAGGAGACGAAGGAGAGCGACCGUCUCUUUGCGUCCCUGGUUCGCUCGGUCGAGGAGAGACGAGCUGAAGCCCAAGCGGAAAUCGAGGAGAAGCAGAGAGCCGCAGAGAGGAGGGCGGAGGAGCUUGUCCACGGGCUGCAGCAGGAAAUCACCGAGCUGCAGAGGAGGAGCGCUGAGCUGGAGGAACUGAGAGACACGGAGGACCACCUGAGCGUCCUACAGAAGUCUCCCCCUCUCAUGUCAGCCCCUCCCACAAGAGAGUGGAUGGAGAUCACGGUGAACCCUGAACUCUGUGUGGGGACGCUGCGGGGGGCGCUGUCCAAGCUGGACGCGAGCCUGAAGAACGAAAUGGACGGCCUGAAGACCGGAGAGAUGAAGAAGAUGCAGAAAUACGCAGUCGACGUCGCUUUGGACCCGGAGACGGCCCAUCCCAACAUCGUCCUGUCAGCUGACGGAAAGCAGGCGGGCCGCGGCGAGCUGCUGCGCGUCGUCCCUGACAACCCCCAACGCUUUGACCCCGUCAUCUGCGUCCUGGCCAAGCGGGGCUUCCUGUCCGGGAGGUUCUACUUCCAGGUUGCCGUGGGGACAAAGACCUUCUGGGACCUGGGCGUGGUCAAGGCCUCCGUCAACAGGAAGGGGAUGAUCAUCUCCAAGCCGGAGAACGGCUUCUGGACGGUGCGGCUGAGGGGCGGCGAGGAGUACCGCGCCCUGGACUCCCCGUCGGUCCUCCUGGCCCUCCAGGCCAAACCGCGGCUGGUGGGGGUGUUUACGGAUAUCGAGGAGGGCACCGUGUCGUUCUUCGACGUGGAGGCCAGGUCUCACCUCUACACCUUCAGCGGGUGCAUGUUCUCGGAGAGGAUCUUCCCCUUCUUCUGCCCGGGUGUCUUCGAUGACGGGAAAAACACGGCGCCAUUAGUUAUCUCGGAUGUUAGUCCUUUUUAACCCGCCCACGAGACGUAGACUUUGGCAUAAGACUUCGACAGGAAAGAUCUCGACUGGUUCGCUAUUUGAUUGUAAGAUCUGCCCCCUCGUCUCGACUCAACGUACCCUUGCAGUUCUUUGAGAUCAAAGUCCCCAACACCCCUUAAUAAAAGGCAUCACAGCCAUGAAUCUUCCAGCACUUCUAUAAUAGAAAAGUUUGACCUUGUAGAAGUCUACGGUUUCUAAAGAAAUUUGCACUUAACACUUUGAAGACAAAGCACGGGACAUUUUAUUUGGAAAAGCAUUAGAAUUGGCACCAUUUGGCAUCAUAGGUCUUGAAAAACACAUAAGGCCAUAGCUUACCACCUCAACCCCACUGAGGCCUUUGAGAAAUGCAAAAUAAUGAAUGAAAAAAACAGUAUGACAUAUAAGGAAAGCAUUACAAUACAUUAUGUUAGAUUACACAGAAAACGUCACAUUUCCGAUCAUAGCUUACAAAUGUAAUGUGAAAAACCUAUAGAUUUGACUCUGUGGUGAUUUGUUUAUGAAAUAAAGCAACACAUUUGACUCUGGAUCCAGAAGCCUUUUCUGUUUUG
This is a messenger RNA of Pungitius pungitius (ninespine stickleback), 2388 nucleotides long. RefSeq names its product E3 ubiquitin-protein ligase TRIM39-like. Bases 194 to 1813 code for a protein of 539 amino acids. The transcript is spliced from 8 exons. Gene Ontology annotation, molecular function: zinc ion binding; protein binding. The record is from RefSeq and is a predicted model, not a curated record. Lineage: Eukaryota; Metazoa; Chordata; Actinopteri; Perciformes; Gasterosteidae.